Fragaria vesca subsp. vesca is the source of this 879-nucleotide messenger RNA. Its product is annotated as expansin-A20-like. The transcript has 3 exons. Gene Ontology annotation, biological process: plant-type cell wall organization. Gene Ontology annotation, cellular component: extracellular region. Lineage: Eukaryota; Viridiplantae; Streptophyta; Magnoliopsida; Rosales; Rosaceae. Bases 121 to 879 code for a protein of 252 amino acids. The record is from RefSeq and is a predicted model, not a curated record.
UAAGUAAGGAGAUUCUGGUUAUCUGACACAGAAAGGUGAAGGUUUUCUUUCUUCACCCUCAAAGGAACCCAGUUCAAGUUUACACACUAUACCUCUCACUGAGAGGUCUUGAGGUCUCAAAUGGGAGCCCUUCAAGCCACAGUUCUUCUCUGCUUGGUCUUAUUGCAUCUGUGCAGCAGCAUUCUUGCCCAAGAUGAAGAUUGGAAGACUGCUACUGCAACUUACUCCAAAGAAACAGAUGGGUCUAUCAUUACUGAAGGUGCUUGUGGUUAUGGUGACCUUCACAAGAUUAGCUAUGGGAAAUACAGUGCUGGGCUGAGCCGGAUUUUGUUCAACAGAGGAAGUACUUGUGGUGCUUGUUAUGAGCUGAGAUGUGUUGACCACAUCUUAUGGUGCCUGCAAGGGAGCCCCUCUAUAAUACUCACUGCUACCGAUUUCUGUCCUCCGAAUUUUGGGCUUUCGGCGGAUUAUGGUGGCUGGUGCAAUUUCCCCAAAGAACAUUUUGAGAUGUCAGAGGCAGCAUUUGCUGAAAUUGCAAAGAAAAAGGCUGAUAUUGUGCCAGUUCAGUAUAGGAGGGUGAAGUGUGACAGAACUGGAGGACUACGGUUCACUAUGAGUGGAAGUUCUCACUUCUAUGAAGUCCUGAUUACCAAUGUAGGUUCGGAUGGGGAAGUGGUUGCUGUGAAGGUGAAGGGUUCGAAAACAGGGUGGAUACCGAUGACUAGAAACUGGGGACAGAUUUGGCAAAGCAAUGCCAAUCUUCAAGGGCAGCCUCUUUCUUUCGAGGUAACAGUCAGUAGCGGAAAAACGCUCGCAUCUUACAAUGUUGCUCCAUCAAAAUGGCAAUUUGGUCAGACAUUUGAAGGGAAGCAGUUCUAG